AUGGUUGCUGCUGCAGAGGGAUCGCAGGGCAAGGCCUGGGCGACGCUGCUCACCAAGACGAGCUACCUCCAAGGCGCCCUCGUCCUCGCCGACUCGCUCGCACGGCACCGAUCCAAGUACCCGCUCGUCGUCUUCGCCACGCAGGAGCUGCCGCAGGUCGCGAGGGACAUUCUCGAUGCCAGGGGGAUCAGGAUCAGGGACAUCGACUACCUCGAGCCGCCCAAGGAGAACCGCGGCGAGUUGGACGAACACGAUCGCAGGUUCGCCGACACCUGGACAAAGCUGCGCGUGUUCGAGAUGACAGAGUUCGAGAGGCUGGUCCUUCUCGACAGCGACAUGCUGUGCGUGCGGAAUAUGGACGAACUGCUCGAGAUGCCGCUCGACGAUGGCUGGAUCGCUGCCGCACACGCCUGCACUUGCAACCCUCGCAAACUCGCUCACUACCCGAAAGAAUGGAUACCCGAAAACUGCGGCCAUACCCAAGCCCGCCUGACUACCCCUCUCGCUCCCUCCGACUUCUCCAAAUCCACCCACGACCGGCUCAACUCCGGCCUCGUCGUCCUCCGCCCCUCCCGUUCAACCUUCGACGGCAUCGUCUCCUUCCUCAACACCGACCCGCGCGUUGCGACCUACAAAUUCCCCGACCAAGACCUCCUCGCCGAUUUCUUCAAAGACCGCUUCCUCCCCAUCUCGUACCGCUACAACGCGCUCAAGACGCUGCGGUAUUGUCAUGCCGAGAUGUGGCGAGACGAGGACGUCAAGAACGUUCACUUUAUCCUCAAGAAGCCGUGGUACUAUACGCUGCCGGAAAGCGAUCCCGAUUACGAGGUGCACGCUUGGUGGUGGAAGGCUUUCGACGAGCUCGAGGCCUCCUGGGGCGAUGCGCCUCAUUGGGACGAAAUUGCGGCGACAGUCAACCGCGAGCCGCGACGAGACGAUCUCAACUAG
Messenger RNA from Rhodotorula toruloides NP11, 948 nucleotides. RefSeq names its product glycosyltransferase family 8 protein. NCBI's taxonomy places the organism in Eukaryota, Fungi, Basidiomycota, Microbotryomycetes, Sporidiobolales, Sporidiobolaceae. Bases 1 to 948 code for a protein of 315 amino acids. The record is from RefSeq and is a predicted model, not a curated record. Gene Ontology annotation, molecular function: glycosyltransferase activity. The transcript is spliced from 4 exons.